Molecule: messenger RNA, 2678 nt
Organism: Glycine soja
Lineage: Eukaryota; Viridiplantae; Streptophyta; Magnoliopsida; Fabales; Fabaceae
Product: fimbrin-5-like
Exons: 15
Coding region: 228-2255 (675 amino acids)
Biological process (GO): actin filament bundle assembly; actin filament network formation
Cellular component (GO): cytoplasm; actin filament; actin filament bundle
Molecular function (GO): actin filament binding
Source: RefSeq, a predicted model, not a curated record
GAUAAUUGAUAGUAUUCGCGUUGCAUUCCCUUUGUCUUCGCGGGUCCUUUCGUUUUUUUCUCCCCACCGCAUUUCCUCUUUCUCACAAUCAAACAACACACAAACCUCUCUCUCUCUCUCUCUCCCUAAUACGAUGACGAAGCCUUUCCAUCUCGCUCUCCUUCUCUGACUUUCUCAGUGUUGUUCCGAGUGUUUGUUGUUUUUCUCCAACCGAGUCGUAGUCGAAUAUGUCUAGUUUCGUGGGUGUCCUUGUUUCUGAUCAAUGGCUUCAGAGCCAGUUCACUCAAGUCGAACUUCGAACCCUCAAAUCCAAGUAUGUGUCGGAAAGGACUCAAUCGGGACGUGUUACUGUCGGAAAUUUGCCACCCAUUUUUAAGAAAUUGAAGGCUUUCUCUGAACUGUUCACCGAGGAUGAGAUUAAGGAUGCCUUGGCUGAGUCAUAUCAGAACAUGGAUGAAGAGAUUGAUUUUGAGUCCUUCCUAAGGGCACAUUUAAAUCUGCAAUCCCGAGCAAUAGCUAAAGAUGGUGGUUCAAAAAGUUCUUCUUCAUUUCUGAAGGCAGCUACAACAACUGUUCAUCAUGCAAUUAAUGAAUCUGAGAAAGCUUCUUAUGUUGCACAUAUUAAUAACUACUUGGCUGAAGAUAAAUUCAUGAGUCAGUUUCUUCCAAUUGAUCCAUCUACAAAUGCGUUGUUUGAUCUUGCAAAAGAUGGAGUCCUUCUUUGCAAGCUUAUUAAUAUUGCUGUUCCUGGGACCAUAGAUGAGCGAGCUAUCAACACAAAACGGGUUCUUAAUCCAUGGGAAAGGAAUGAGAACCAUACCCUUGGCCUCAAUUCGGCCAAGGCUAUUGGGUGCACGGUGGUUAAUAUUGGUACACAGGAUUUAAUUGAAGGAAGACCCCAUCUGGUACUUGGUUUGAUUUCGCAAGUAAUCAAGAUUCAAUUGUUAGCUGAUCUCAAUCUGAAGAAAACUCCUCAACUUGUGGAAUUAGUGGAAGAUGACAAGGAUGUGGAGGAGCUUAUCAGUUUAGCUCCUGAUAAGCUCUUGUUGAAAUGGAUGAAUUUCCACUUGAAGAAAGCUGGAUAUGAGAAACAAGUUACAAACUUCUCUUCUGACCUAAAGGAUGGAGAGGCUUAUGCUUACUUGCUUAAUGCUCUUGCCCCAGAAGUGGCAGGCCCAUCUGCCCUAAACACAAGUGAUCCAACAGAAAGGGCAAACAUGGUUCUUGAGCAGGCAGAGAGAUUAGAUUGCAAGAGAUACCUCACUCCAAAGGACAUAGUGGAGGGGUCACCUAAUCUCAAUCUUGCAUUUGUUGCUCAAAUUUUCCAGCAUAGGAAUGGCCUUACAACAGUUGACAGCCAGAAAAUGUCCUUUGCUGAGAUGAUGACUGAUGAUGCAGAGACAUCUCGGGAAGAACGAUGCUUUAGACUAUGGAUUAACAGUCUUGGAAUUUCCACUUAUGUCAAUAAUGUUUUUGAGGAUGUCAGAAAUGGAUGGGUUCUAUUAGAAGUUCUUGACAAGGUUUCAGCUGGAUCUGUCAAUUGGAAGCUGGCCACAAAGCCUCCUAUAAAGAUGCCGUUUCGGAAAGUUGAGAACUGCAACCAAGUCAUAAAGAUUGGGAAGGAACUAAACUUUUCAUUAGUGAAUGUUGCUGGUAAUGAUAUUGUACAAGGGAAUAAGAAGCUCUUAUUGGCAUUCCUGUGGCAGCUGAUGAGGUUUACUAUGCUUCAACUUCUGAGAAAUUUGAGAUCACACUCACAAGGUAAAGAGAUUACUGAUGCUGAUAUUCUAAACUGGGCAAACAAUAAGGUGAAAAGAGCAGGAAGAACUUCUCAAAUGGAUAGUUUCAAGGAUAAGAAUCUUUCCAGUGGCAUUUUCUUCCUUGAGCUUUUGAGUGCAGUGGAGCCAAGGGUUGUCAACUGGAGUCUUGUUACUAAAGGAGAGACUGGUGAAGAUAAGAAGUUGAAUGCAACAUAUAUAAUCAGUGUCGCCCGAAAACUUGGGUGUUCCAUUUUCCUGUUACCUGAGGACAUAAUAGAGGUCAACCAGAAGAUGAUUCUCAUUUUAGCUGCUAGUAUAAUGUAUUGGAGCCUCAAGAAACCUGAAGAAAACAUCACCCCUGAAGCAUCGCCUAAAGCUUCAGUAGAUGGUGAAAGCGAAACAGAUUUAGUUGAUGAGGUAUCCCAUUUAGCCAUUGACGAGGUAUCCAAUUUAGCCAUUGAUGAGACAACUUCGGAGAAUGCUAGCUCUUCUUAAGUUAGUAAAGGUUGAAGUAAACCAUACCCAAUGGAGAAUGAGUGGGAAAAAACACAUUUUUGUUUAUAGGGAAAAAGGAAGAUGCCAACCUCUUGGUUCCCAGCUUGAAAGAAAGCUUAUUGUUAUGAGAAACUGCAGAUAAUAGAAGGAUCUUGUAAAUUCUUCUUUAGAAUUUUUUUGUACUUAGGCAUAUUCUUUGAUGAAAAUUGCAUGCGAGGUUUCCCGAUAAUAAUAUGGGAGGAAGGCAUCGUUUUAUUUUCCGGCUAAUUGUUAAGAUUAUUCUUAAUGCGUGCAUACAGAUACGGGUUGAAGUGGAUGAACGGAACCAGUGAUGAUUAUCCACUUCAUUUAAGUGGUUUUUCUAUUUCAAGUCUUGGAUUCAAAUAUAUUUAUACAGGUAGUUGAUGCUAUGGCAAUUGGAGA